ACCGCGCUGGCGGGGAGGAGGGGGACCGAUGCGGUCCAUGUCCCGGGCAGUCCCACCUUCUCUGCCUGCGAAGGGCCCUUGUCCGGCGGGAGGAGAGAGGCGCGCCCCACCCGGGCUCCUCUACACCUGCCGCCGCCUGGGCCGAUUCCGCGGGCCGAUUCCGCGGGCCUCGCCCGGCGCUUCAGCCGAUUCCCGCCCAGCUCCGGGCUCAUGGGCGCGGUCAGCAGGGCGGGCCAGGGCGGCGGGGCGCGACACUGGGAGGAAGUGCGGGCCGCCUGCCCGGGCGCGUUAAGGAAGUUGCCCAAAAUGAGGAAGAGCCGCGGGCCCGGCGGCUGAGGCCACCCCGGCGGCGGCGGGAGAGCGAGGAGGAGCGGGUGGCCCCGCGCUGCGCCCGCCCUCGCCUCACCUGGCGCAGGUGGACACCUGCGCAGGUGUGUGCCCUCCGGCCCCUGAAGCAUGGCCAGCAGCGGCAUGGCUGACAGCGCCAACCACCUGCCCUUCUUUUUCGGCAACAUCACCCGGGAGGAGGCAGAAGAUUACCUGGUCCAGGGGGGCAUGAGUGAUGGGCUUUAUUUGCUGCGCCAGAGCCGCAACUACCUGGGCGGCUUCGCCCUGUCCGUGGCCCACGGGAAGAAGGCACACCACUACACCAUCGAGCGGGAGCUGAAUGGCACCUACGCCAUCGCUGGUGGCAGGACCCAUGCCAGCCCUGCCGACCUCUGCCACUACCACUCCCAGGAGUCUGAUGGCCUGGUCUGCCUCCUCAAGAAGCCCUUCAACCGGCCCCAAGGGGUGCAGCCCAAGACUGGGCCCUUUGAGGAUUUGAAGGAAAACCUCAUCAGGGAAUAUGUGAAGCAGACAUGGAACCUGCAGGGUCAGGCUCUGGAGCAGGCCAUCAUCAGUCAGAAGCCUCAGCUGGAGAAGCUGAUCGCUACCACAGCCCAUGAAAAAAUGCCUUGGUUCCAUGGAAAAAUCUCUCGGGAAGAAUCUGAGCAAAUUGUCCUGAUAGGAUCAAAGACAAAUGGAAAGUUCCUGAUCCGAGCCAGAGACAACAAUGGCUCCUACGCCCUGUGCCUGCUGCACGAAGGGAAGGUGCUGCACUAUCGCAUCGACAAAGACAAGACAGGGAAGCUCUCCAUCCCCGAGGGAAAGAAGUUCGACACGCUCUGGCAGCUAGUCGAGCAUUAUUCUUAUAAAGCAGAUGGUUUGUUAAGAGUUCUUACUGUCCCAUGUCAAAAAAUCGGCACACAGGGAAAUGUUAAUUUUGGAGGCCGUCCACAACUUCCAGGUUCCCAUCCUGCGACUUGGUCAGCGGGUGGAAUAAUCUCAAGAAUCAAAUCAUACUCCUUCCCAAAGCCUGGCCACAGAAAGUCCUCCCCUGCCCAAGGGAACCGGCAAGAGAGUACUGUGUCAUUCAAUCCGUAUGAGCCAGAACUUGCACCCUGGGCUGCAGAAAAAGGCCCCCAGAGGGAAGCCCUACCCAUGGACACAGAGGUGUACGAGAGCCCCUACGCGGACCCCGAGGAGAUCAGGCCCAAGGAGGUUUACCUGGACCGAAAGCUGCUGACGCUGGAAGACAAAGAACUGGGCUCUGGUAAUUUUGGAACUGUGAAAAAGGGCUACUACCAAAUGAAAAAAGUUGUGAAAACCGUGGCUGUGAAAAUACUGAAAAACGAGGCCAAUGACCCCGCUCUUAAAGAUGAGUUAUUAGCAGAAGCAAAUGUCAUGCAGCAGCUGGACAACCCGUACAUCGUGCGCAUGAUUGGGAUAUGCGAGGCCGAGUCCUGGAUGCUGGUUAUGGAGAUGGCAGAACUUGGUCCCCUCAAUAAGUAUUUGCAGCAGAACAGACAUGUCAAGGAUAAGAACAUCAUAGAACUGGUUCAUCAGGUUUCCAUGGGCAUGAAGUACUUGGAGGAGAGCAAUUUUGUGCACAGAGAUCUGGCUGCAAGAAAUGUGUUGCUAGUUACCCAACAUUACGCCAAGAUCAGUGAUUUCGGACUUUCCAAAGCACUGCGUGCUGAUGAAAACUACUACAAGGCCCAGACCCAUGGAAAGUGGCCUGUCAAGUGGUACGCUCCAGAAUGCAUCAACUACUACAAGUUCUCCAGCAAAAGCGAUGUCUGGAGCUUUGGAGUGUUGAUGUGGGAAGCAUUCUCCUAUGGGCAGAAGCCAUAUCGAGGGAUGAAAGGAAGUGAAGUCACCGCUAUGUUAGAGAAAGGAGAGCGGAUGGGGUGCCCUGCAGGGUGUCCAAGAGAGAUGUACGAUCUCAUGAAUCUGUGCUGGACAUACGAUGUGGAAAACAGGCCCGGAUUCGCAGCAGUGGAACUGCGGCUGCGCAAUUACUACUAUGACGUGGUGAACUAACCGCUCCCGCACCUGUCGGUGGCUGCAUUUGAUCACAGGAGCAAUCACAGGAAAAUGUAUCCAGAGGAAUUGAUUGUCAGCCACCUCCCUCUGCCAGUCGGGAGAGCCAGGCUUGGAUGGAACAUGCCCGCGACUUGUCACCCAAAGCCUGUCCCAGGACUCACCCUCCACAAAGCAAAGGCAGUCCUGGGAGAAAAGACGGACGGCAGGAUCCAAGGGGCUAGCUGGAUUUGUUUGUUUUCUUGUCUGUGUGAUUUUCAUACAGGUUAUUUUUACGAUCUGUUUCCAAAUCCCUUUCAUGUCUUUCCACUUCUCUGGGUCCCGGGGUGCAUUUGUUACUCAUCGGGCCCAGGGACAUUGCAGAGUGGCCUAGAGCACUCUCACCCCAAGCGGCAUUUUCCAAAUGCCCAAGGAUGCCUUAGCAUGUGCCUCCUGAAGGGAAGGCAAAGGCAGAGGAAUUUGGCUGCUUCUACGGCCAUGAGACUGAUCCUUGGCCACUGAAAAGCUUUCCUGACAAUAAAAAUGUUUUGAGGCUUUAAAAAGAAAA
Pan troglodytes (chimpanzee) is the source of this 2911-nucleotide messenger RNA. It is a transcript of the gene SYK, whose product is annotated as spleen associated tyrosine kinase. The transcript is spliced from 14 exons. Lineage: Eukaryota; Metazoa; Chordata; Mammalia; Primates; Hominidae. Gene Ontology annotation, molecular function: ATP binding; non-membrane spanning protein tyrosine kinase activity. Bases 457 to 2364 code for a protein of 635 amino acids. Gene Ontology annotation, biological process: intracellular signal transduction; protein phosphorylation. The record is from RefSeq and is a predicted model, not a curated record. Gene Ontology annotation, cellular component: cytoplasm.